Molecule: messenger RNA, 795 nt
Organism: Colletotrichum destructivum
Lineage: Eukaryota; Fungi; Ascomycota; Sordariomycetes; Glomerellales; Glomerellaceae
Exons: 6
Coding region: 1-795 (264 amino acids)
Source: RefSeq, a predicted model, not a curated record
AUGGGCCAAGGACACUCGCACCCGCGGCCGGGCACCAAGUUCCGCGUCAUUGGCGCCGGCAUGUCCCGAACCGGCACCAAGACCUUUGCCCAAGCCCUGACGACGCUCAUCGGGCCCGUCCACGACGGCGGCGCUGAGGGGCUCGUCGGGACCGCCGAGGUGCGGAAGCGGUGGCUUGAGGUCAUGCGGCUGGCAAUCAAGAAAGAUAAGACGCUGGCCGAAAAGAAGCGGCUUGAGUGGCUGCUGGCCGAGCUAAUGGAAGGAUAUUCCGCGACCGUCGACGCCCCGUGCAUCUGGCUCGUGCCGGAGCUACUCGAGCUUUAUCCGGACGCCGUCGUCAUCGCAACGACCCGAGACACCGAAUCCUGGUGGAAGAGCGCGCAGACGGUCUCGAGCCUCGUCGACUGGCCGUGGCUACCUUUCUUUGCCUGGCCGCUGCCCGUGCUGAAUUCGUUCGUCAAAUGGGGCCCGCUCGUCGAGAAGACGUGCGUCUCCCGCCUGGGUGUCAAGGGCUUCCAGGGCCCCGAGGUGCUCGAGACGCACGAGGCGUUCCUACGCCGGGUUGUGCCGCCGGAGCGACUCCUGUUUUACCGGGUCCGCGACGGUUGGGGCCCGCUGUGCGAGAUGCUCAAGCUGCCGGUGCCUGCGCAGCCGUUCCCGCACAACAACAAGCCCGAGGAUGUCAAGAUGGCCGGCCGGCUCGUGAUCGGGGCCGGGUCGGUGGCGUAUGGCAUCCUCCUCGGCGGUGCUUUUACUUGCGCCUGGGGCGCGUGGAGGCUGGGGUUGACGCAAUGA